This is a messenger RNA of Erigeron canadensis, 664 nucleotides long. Its product is annotated as protein LIGHT-DEPENDENT SHORT HYPOCOTYLS 3-like. The transcript has a single exon. The record is from RefSeq and is a predicted model, not a curated record. Bases 128 to 664 code for a protein of 178 amino acids. Gene Ontology annotation, biological process: response to light stimulus; mRNA transcription. Lineage: Eukaryota; Viridiplantae; Streptophyta; Magnoliopsida; Asterales; Asteraceae. Gene Ontology annotation, cellular component: nucleus.
GACAAAAAGACAAACAUCGUGUCUUAGAGAUUUCCCAAAUCUAGACAAAAACCCCAUAUCAAAUCACACAUCAUUACCUAAAGUUUUCAAGAAGUAGUGGAAGGAAAACCCUAAUUAGCUAGAUUCAAUGGAUCCAUACUUUGAAAUCUAUAACAACCACCAACAAGAUUCUAGCAGCUUGAUCACCCUUGAAACUGGUUCUUCUUCCACUUCUCCGGCCGUAGCGACGACUCCUAGCCGCUACGAGAGCCAAAAACGCCGUGAUUGGAACACCUUUUGUCAAUACUUGAGAAACCACCACCCACCACUCUCUAUUUCACAAUGUAGUGGUGCAAAUGUGCUAGAGUUCCUUUGUUACCUUGACCAAUUUGGAAAGACCAAAGUUCAUACCAUGAUAUGUCCAUUUUAUGGGCAUCCAAAUCCACCUGCCCCUUGCCCUUGUCCACUUCGACAAGCUUGGGGCAGUUUGGAUGCCCUGAUAGGCCGUCUCAGGGCGGCCUACGAGGAGACUGGUGGAACUCCACAAACAAACCCUUUCGCGGAACAAGCUGUAAAGCUUUACCUUCGUGAAAUUCGUGAAUUGCAAUCAAAAGCAAGAGGGAUUAGCUACGAGAAAAAGAAACGAAAGAGGCCGGUUGGCACCACUACUACUACUACAAGCUGA